Messenger RNA from Lingula anatina, 1903 nucleotides. RefSeq lists its product as uncharacterized. The record is from RefSeq and is a predicted model, not a curated record. Lineage: Eukaryota; Metazoa; Brachiopoda; Lingulata; Lingulida; Lingulidae.
UUGCUGACGUAGAAUUCAUGACAGCAGAGUAAAUACAAGUUAGCCUAGGUUUGCAGGCUCCAUUGUCUGGUGUGUUUAUGUAGUAUUUCUUACUUGGAUUCCGAUUUUGCAAGAAUGCAAGCACAGAAUCGGCGUCGAAGAUAGCCUCUCAACUGUUGCCCUGUCGAGAAACCCCAUCACCUAGUGGGUUUGCGACUGUGAGUGUGAAUUUGCAGGUCUCAACUUUGCAGGUCUGACUCUGUAGUGUUAAGACUAAGAGGCAACUGAGAUUAGUCUAUGGACUGAAGUGUCAUCACAUAUAUAACAAAAUCACAGCCAGUAUGACGUCUUCUAAGAGCAAAAAGGUUUGGAUUCAGUUAAGGAGGUUUGACUUGGAAGAUGAAGAGCACUCACAGAAGAUCGACAAGCUGAAUUCUGUGUAUUUGGCAGAUGACAUGGACUCAGAUUUUGUAAAGAUUGUUAUCAGAGAAGCCUUUGGUUUGUUUGAUACAGGAGUAGUGAUGAAGUUAAGAAACCACCGAGGUUCUUUGAUCCCCAUCAACAGUGCUCUUCAACCUAACUCUAAGUCUGUACCUUAUGUAUUGGAAAUAUUUAGAGUAUAUCAAAAUAUUAAACCAUUACCUCGAUCAAUCAGAAUGCCAGGAGCUCACGAGUCUGUAAGAAAGAGUCUGAAUUCUAUUUUGCAAAGGAUAGAAAAUGUUGAAAAUGCUACCCCAGAGCUCAAACAGAAAAGAGAUGCCAAACUGGCGGCCGAGCUUGAAGAUUUAGAUCGCAAGCUGGUUUUUCUCAAUAAACGACUGGAUGAAGCAUCUGGGGUUUCGUGGAAGGGCAUGUUUAAAAAGCACCCAAUGUGGUAACAAGAUAGACCUUGGUCAUCCAGCAAGGCCAUGUACAUGUACUGGGUAGCUCAUAGUUCAUGGAGCUUGCUUUGUUAUACAGCAAUGUUACAUUUAAUGUGUGCAAUUUCAUGCAGGACACUUAGGACUCUCCCUCAAAUAUUUGUGCAUUUCUCUUCAAAUUAGACACAACUGGAGUUUUUUUUAGGCUCAGUGGAUAAACUUGUAGUCAUUGUGUAUAUUUUGUAAAUUGGAAAAAUUUUAAGAAUUCUAUUAAUUUAUAGUUACAAAACAUUGCAAUCAUGUGAACUGUUUUCCAUUACUCUAACUGUUAUCAUUGAAAGGGUCAUAAGGAAAGGAAAAUUACAACUCCUUUUUAUGUGUAUUCUGUGCCAAGAUUUCACCCCUUAUAAUGUCUAGUAGUAGUUAGUCUUGUUUCAUUAUGAAAUUAUGCCCCAUACUAUUGGGCCCGGUUUUAUCAACACUGAAUAGCACUUUCCACUGUAUAACACUAUCCAUUAGCUGAAUUUGUUAUCCUCUGUGCAGUUAUCCUGUGGGUAAAGUAAUGUUUUCUAAUAUCUGUCUGAUAUUACUAUCCAAUAGUUAAAAUGUCUGCUAUCCUCAGGAUAACUGUCCAGUGGAUAACAAUUUUAUCAAAUGGAUAGUGGUUUCCAUAGGGUAGUGCUAUCCAGUAUUGAUGAGACUGGGCCCUGUGCUUUACAAAUUCAACAUUGAUCAAACUAUCACUCUUGGUGUCCCCCCCCCCUUUUUUUUAAAUAAAAAUCUUUGAAAAUAUUCAAAUAAAUAAAUGGUAGAGUUGGGUGUUAUUGAUUUUGUUUUAAACAAUCACACUGCAUUUUCCAUGUGAAUUUGGUUUAUUUAGAUGUUUACUUAAAAAGCAAAUCACUUUAUAGUGGUGUAGAUCUCUUUUGCUAACUUAAGACUGUAACAACAAUAUGCUGACAAAAAGCAAAGUUCAUUAUCCAUCUUCAGAAUACCAAUUAAUGUAAACUCAAAUAUACAACCAAAAUAAUACAACUGAAUUGUUGGUCUGAUUCCUCAAUGCU